CAAAAUCUUGAAACAUAUCUGAAAUCCAUCCGAUCCGUUCUCAAAGAUGCAGAGGACCUUCAAAUUACAGACGAUGCAAUCAAACUGUUGCUAGAAGAUCUGAAAAUUGUAAUUUAUGAAAUCGAGGAUGUGUUGAAUUUAUGGAGCUGUAAAGUACGGAAGGCAGAAUCUGUUCGUGCCAAGGUAAAUUGUCUACUUGAAUUCAUUGCAUAUCGUCGUAGUUCUGAUAGAAUAAAGAAGAUUUGUGAAAACUGAGUCCAUUUGAGCUGAAAACAAGCUGGAUCUGGGCAAGAGUAAAAUUAUAUCUCCUCUGCGGAACAAAGAAAGUACUAGCUAUUGUGAUCUAUCAAAAAUUAUUGGUCGAAGCGGAAUAAAAACUGAGUUAGUGUUCCGUUUAGUUUAUGAGGAAGAACAGGGCAGUCAAACUAUCUCCAUAGUGGGGAUGGGAGGUAUUGGCAAAACCGACCUUGCCCGAUUGAUUUACAAUGAUGAACUUCUUAAGACAAGAUUUGACAAAAUGAUUUGGGUGUGUGUUUCCAACCUUUUUGACAAGAAAAAAGUUGCGCGUGAUAUCAUUUUAGCUUUUGAAGAAGAUAAUUUUAGUUUUCCUGUGUACCUCCAAGAUUCAGUUACUUUAGAUUUCCUUCUUGGUAAUCUUAAGCAGAAAAUCAUAGAUACAAGAUUUUUUCUUGUUUUAGAUGAUGUGUGGGCAGACGAUAAUGGAGAUUGGGAAGACCUGCAAGCUGUUUUAAAACAUGGUAAGCCUGGAAGUAAGAUUUUGGUUACUACUCGGAAGGUAUCUGUUGCAAAUACCUUAUCUUGCAAUUCAGGUUUGAUUUAUUAUUUGUCGAGUUUACCUGAUGAAGAUUGUUGGUCAAUUCUUAAGCAAUUUGCAUUUGUUGGAAAGGAUCAACUUUCUCAACAAAAUCGCGAACCCUUGGAAUGCAUUGCAAAGAGAAUUUCAAAGAAAAGUAAAGGUUUGCCACUUGUUGCGAAGGAUCUAGGACAUCACUUACAAAAAAGUGAAGCUAGAUUGUGGAAUGAUAUCAAUGACAAAGAGCUAUGCAAUUUGGCUGUGUGGGAACGUGUUUUGCGUUCUUUAUUCUUGAGUUAUCAUGAUUUGCAUGAUCAAGAAUCGAGACUGUUUCUUGUAUUGUGUUACUUAGCUCCUAGUGGCAAUGUAAAGAGAGAAGAUGAGGUUGAAGCUACAGGUAGAGAGUUCUUUCAACACUUAGCAUCUUGCUCUUUAUUCCAAGAUUUUGUGGAAGAAGAUGACGCUGGCAUUGUUGCAUGUAAGAUGCAUGACAUAAUACAUGAUCCUGUACAGUAUUUGACAAGUAAAGAUUUUGUGAUGAAAGAGGUAAAUAGAUCUGAAAUCAUGAAGUUUCAAUUACCUGCGUAUGAUGCUCGCCACUUGACGGUCAUUCUUGAAGAAGAUCAUUAUUUUCCUCUUUCAAUUAAAGGUGGUAGCAAAUUGCGUAGCCUUUCAAUCUUUUCUGCCUUGGGAACCCGAGUUGUUACAUGCGAUUCUCUGCACCAACUGUUUGUACAAUCUCCGUGCCUAAGGGUGCUAGAUUUGGGCAUGAAUAAUUCAUGUGAUAAUUUGCUUCCCAAGAUUUCAAGCAAAAUAGGUGAUUUGAUACAUUUAAGGCAUCUCAACUUAUUUUGUUGCAAGAUGAUACAUAGACUACGAUACAAUCGCCAAUUGCAUGAUUUGUUAUCCUUGGAUCUUCAUGGAUGCGAUCGUCUUGAAAAACUACCGGAUGGUGUGGGAACUUGA
Gossypium raimondii (Peruvian cotton) is the source of this 1780-nucleotide messenger RNA. RefSeq names its product putative disease resistance protein RGA3. The transcript is spliced from 2 exons. Gene Ontology annotation, molecular function: ADP binding. Gene Ontology annotation, biological process: defense response to other organism. NCBI's taxonomy places the organism in Eukaryota, Viridiplantae, Streptophyta, Magnoliopsida, Malvales, Malvaceae. Bases 443 to 1780 code for a protein of 445 amino acids. The record is from RefSeq and is a predicted model, not a curated record.